ACGUGCUUCGCCGCAGGCCCUAUUUUAGGUACCUGAGUGGACAGCCCUGUCAUGACAGGUAACGCUCUGGGCACAUAGUACAGUUAGACACUAAGGUCACUUUAUUACAGUAAUCAGUCAUGGAGUAGGACGACGCUGCUAAGGUAAGAUGCAGCUGUAGUGUCAACUUUUUAAACUAGUGUUUAUAUAAUUUUACAGCAUGUUUUAUCAGUAAAUUAUCAGAUUACUAAAUACAAAAGGUGAACCAAUCUGUCGAGUUUUCUAUUAAACAUUUAUUGAUAUAUUCAUACGGUAAUCAUCGACUUUCAAGGCGGUUAGGAUAAUGUGACAAGUAAAUAAGAAUAGAAUUAGACCUUUUGCAGCUGGUAACAUUAUCCUGUUUAUAAAUAAGUCGUGCCUGGAUGUAGCAGAAAUGAUCAUACGUGGUUAAAAAUGGGAAAUAUACUGUUAGGUUCACUGGCUAACCUGGAUAAUUUUGGAAGUUUGGAGAGAAUUGCAUGAUUUAGGCAAAAUUGCUUAAAUGGAAAACAAGUCACAUAAGAGAAUAUAUCCAGUUCAACUAUUUUGUCCAAAAAUCCCCCAAAUACUUAGUUGAGUGACUAAAUUCCUGUUUUGUUUUGUUUAUUUUUUUAAUUCAUGAAUUGCCAGAGGGGAGCGACAUGUGAUACUCAACCCAUACGGCACAAAAGGAGUUACUCCACAUGUAGAAAUCUUGAGGUUCACAUUGAUUAAUAGAUUAUUCCUGGUAUAAGGUGUCUUUUUCUCUAGAACAUUUUUAUUUUAUUUUUUUUAAAUGUUAGGGUACGGCAGCUGUUUGAAUCAAAAUAAUACUUUGUGUUUACAUCUAUCAUUCAAGAUACCUAUCAUGAACCAAAAUAACUACAUUACUACCACAGCCGUCUUCAAACCACGACUGAUAUGAUAUAUGCAACCAGCUUUUUUAGAAAAGAGGGUACAGCACCGUGUUAGCUCAAAACCUCUGCCAUCCACCAGCUGACAAAUGAUUCAGGAACUUUUAAUUUAUUAACAGUUAGAGGGCACAGAUUUGACACCAUUGCUAUAGAAUGUAGGAAAUCUCUGUAUUUUCUCUCGAUUGACCUUGUCAAAGUCACCUUUCUGUACGUGCCUCUGCUUGAUUUAUCUCUGUAAAAAGAUUGGGAGACGUGCGGUAAUUUCUCUGACUAAUCGCACAGAGGGAAUAUUUUAUAGCAGGUGUGUUUGGCGGAGUUUUACCAGUAAACAUAAAUAGUGUUUAUAGAUACAAUGCCAUGAAGUCAAAUGAUUUACUAAUAUUGAGCUGGGGGCAUUUAGUACAUAAGCUACAAGACAGACACGGGAUGAACAAUGCAUGGUUAUGUUUAUUAAGUGAUAUUUAAUUAUAAAGAACUUAAUUCAAUAUAUGAGCAUUGGUGAAAGUUUGCGAACCCUUUAGAAUUAUCUGUUACUUGGCCUCAAGUCUGAUCUGAUCUCCAUCUAGGUCCUAUUGAUAGGUAAAGGGAAUAGAGGUCAAAUAAAAUGGAAGAUAGAGAUGUUUUAAGAUGGUGGGGCGCUGCCCCUGACUUAUUGGAUUCUUAACCCUAUGUAAUCUACCACUAACCCAAUGACACUGUGCUUUGUUUAAAACCAUAAACCUAGAGUUACAUGUAUUUUGGGGGUAAAAAACAUUGUAAAGAGGUUCAGCUCUGUAUUGUCCUGUCUUUUAAUGACUGUCACUUUGUAACAGCAUCAGUAGGGCUGUUACCCAAUGAGAGUCCUACAAGACAGGACAACACAGAGGUCGGUCUUAUUAGGGCAUUCAGGAUUGGAUGCCCCAUACAAAGCCAAUUGGUGAUGUCAAAAUGUUUAAUUUACAAAAAUGUCUUCACAUGAGUAGUUGCUCAGUCUCACAUCCCCAUCUCCAGUCACCAUUAAAGGGUAAAUGGAAACUAUAGAAGUAACUAUGACAGAGACAACAUGUGUUUUUUUUUAACGCAUACUUAUCAUUAGAGAUGUCGCGAACCGUCCGCAAACUUCUCGCGAACGGUUCGCCGCGGUUCGCAGCGAACUCCGGUCAGCUGACACAUCCCGGCCAAUCUCCAGCAGACCCUCCCUCCCAGACCCUCCUACUUCCUGGACAGCAUCUAUGUUGAAGGCAGCUUCAACAUGGAUGCUGUCCAGGAAGUAGGAGGGUCUGGGAGGGAGGGUCUGCUAGAGAUUGUCCGGGAUGUGUCAGCUGACCGGAGUUCGCCGCGAACAGUUCGCCACGAACCGUUCGCGAGAAGUUUGCGGACGGUUCGCGACAUCUCUACUUAUCAUUAGUCCUUACCACACCAAUAUAUUAGGUGUUUUUCUAGGUGGGGGAUUGGGGGACCCCACCUACCUCUGUUCACAAGCCUCCACAGGUGAAAUAAAUAAUGCAGAUAAAAAUAUAUUGCAUUGGUAAGUUUGUACAAUAUAUUGACCCAAUGUGAACCCAUAGAGAUAGUAAAUUGUGGAAUCUCCUUUUGGAGAAAGAUUUCAAUUGCAUAUUUUCUAUCAGUCUUACACAUAGCUUGAUGGUAUUUGUGUCCAUUUCUCAAAUUGUUGGCAAGUUGGGCAUAUUUGUUUUAGAUGUAUAUUUGUCCAAUGAAUUGCAUUGACUAAUUUUUAAUUCUGGUCUGUCGUACAGUACAUAGACUGAUUACAAUAGAUCAUGCCACUAUAUUCCAAUUAAAUUAAGGUAAGAACAUAUCUUCAGUUAGUCCAAAAUUGUAUUUUUAUGGUUUAAUCACUGGGUGGCUUGUUUGUACGACUAAUGCAUUUAAAGGCCACAUGUUUUACACAUUUCAAGCACCCACAGGAUAAUGUCAGAUGGGCACCCUGAAUCCAACAUUUAUUAGUCAAGCAGGGAUUGCAAGCCAUCUGGGUCCUGAGAUCAUGAAGUGGACCCAAGUAAUGCUACUUCCACCACCGUACAUUAUGGCUGAGAUGAGGUUCUUUGCUUUAAACGUGGUACAUAGUUAAUGUCAAAACAUACUUGAGGUAUCCAUUAUCCCAUGCUAUUACCACCCCAUUCUAUUUAAAAGGAUGUAGCUCGAGGUAUAAUGUAAGACAUGGCCUAGUUAUGACGUGUGUAUUGUGUUUGAAGUGAUACAUUGUCCAUUGCUUGAAGCAGUGCUUUUCCCAUUCCACCCACAGUGGUUGUGAGGUAUGCUUCUGUUCCCAACACAAUUCAUCAUCAAUGACUGAGAAGCACAGAGAGAGAUUGUAACCAGUUGCCUUUAGUUGAAAUGUGCUAGUUACGUUAAAAUAUACCUAAGGAAAUUUACCCACAGAAAGUAAUCCAUAAAUUGUUUCUAAAAGUUGCUUCAUAUGCUUCUAUGUUCUACUGCAGAGGUGGGGAAAAAGGUAGAUCUCCAACUUUGAUACUUACCACUCUCAACAUGCAUGAUCAGUCUUAAGGAUAACAGAGCAUCAUGGAUCAUUUGUAGUUCCAUGACAACUAGGGCCUUGUACAGUGUCUGUGUGUUUUUAUCAAUUUUAGUCUUUCGACCAGGGUGCAGAAGGAAGAUACUUAAUAAAUAUAUUUACAGGAAAUGUGUAGGGCAACUGUGUAGGUCAUAUAAGGAGGGGGUGUCCUGGAGCUGAAGGGGCAUGAUUGAUACAACAAAACCUCCUUUAAACUAAAGUUGUUUUGGUGCUUAUAGUGUCAAUUUAAAAUAUACUGCAGUGAGCAAUCAGAUAAAUCUAUUUCUGCUGAAAGUACACUGAACACUUUGUAACCAACAAAUUGUAUGUAUUUGUCCCUUUUACAGUGAUGGAUAACUUUGAAUAUAGUAUCCAGAUCAGUGACCGUGAUUGGGCAGAAUUCUACUCUACAGCAGAGGAAUGUGGCUUGAUGCAAGUGUCUCUGGCAGCAGAGGAGGAACUUUUAUUCAGUGACCCAGAGCAUGAUGAUAAUACAAGCAAACCCAAGUUUAUCCGAGUCAGUCUUUGUCCUCCAAAGGAAGAGCAUCCAGCUGUACAGAGCACACCUACAGGACUGUCAACCAGUGACCACGCAUGCUACAAGAGGACAGAAUUAAGUGAAGAUGUAGUGCUCUCUGGCAGUGAAGACGAGGAAGAUUUUGGGUCUGUUUCUAGGUUUCUUUGUCAGAGGGAGGCUCUCUUGUACAAAGGGAAGAAUGCGGAAUCUAGUGAAUACAUUCCAGUUACAAAUAAAGCAGAUAAUCAUUAUAUAGCCAAGCCAAAUUUGGAACAAUCUGAGGAUGACGGCUUAGUAGACCAGAUAAAAUCUUUGAAUUGGUUUAGAAAACAACAAUAUGAAGGAGAAAUAAUGUAUAGCCCAUCCCAAACUUUUAUACAGAGAAAUAAUAUUCCUUUAAUUGGGGAUGAAGAUGAAAAUAUAGGGCAAUAUAGCAAAACGUGUGUACCAUCUGUACAGACCGAUGUUCUUUCCAGGACCAUGGAAAGCAUGGAGGCAUCUGCGCUUCAACACAAGACUGAUGACUCAUUAGAUGGUGAUAGGCAUCCCUUAAUAAAUGGUCAUGGGUUUCAUCUUCCAGAAGGAACCCAAGAUGGGAAAAUAAAGGGAUGUGCGUUUUCGAUCUGUCCUGUUAUAUCCCCUGUCACUUCUGAACUAGUGAAAAGCAAGAGUUUUACAGGAUGUUUUGGCGAUAGGGGUGAAAUACAAGUUACACAAUAUUUAACUGUAAAUGAAAAUCAAGAACAAUAUGGACAUGUAAAUACAGGAAAACAUAUUGAGGAGCAUAGUGACUCCAGUAAGCACGGGGAUAUUAUGGAAGAUAAUGGUCAUAAAAUAUGUGUUGGCCUAGGAGUAGACACUGAUCUACAGACUGCAUCUAAAGCCAGGUUACAUUCCUCAGCUGUGAAGCAGAAUGUCCCAGAUCCACCUACUGGGUUGUUCACUUUGUUAGAAAGUGUGGAGUCCACUAAAACUUCUAGCAAUAAUGGAACAACAAAUGAGUUUGACACUGGAUUCCAAAGGGUCUGUACUUCCAGUUCUAGAAUGCUACCAAACAACCAUGUGCCCAGUAGUUCUACAGAGAAAAACAAACACCAUGAGAAACCUACUGUAAAGCUCAGGUCAAUGUGCCAAAAGGACACUGCCCUCACCACUCCUGAAAUGUAUGAUUUUUUCUUUGGUGAAAUUUCAGAAACCGCAGACAUGGACACAAAACCUGAAACUCAAGGUGCGCAGCAUGAAGACGUUAUGUAUACACCCUCUAUGUAUGAAUAUUUUUUUCUUGAAAGCAAAGGUGAAGGUGAUGGAAAUAAGUUGGAAGAUAAGAAGUAUGAAAAAGAUGAGCCAAGUACAGAUUUUGUCUUAAUGUCACCAGAACGACCAGAGAUUCAUCCAUCUUCAGGGGAUUUCUGCACGCCUGAUGCCUAUGAGUUCUUCUUUGCUGAUGGAGAAGGUGAGCAGAGCAAUAAAGAGAAUGUGCUCAGUGGACCCGUUUACCAUGCACAGAGUGCUGCUGUGGCUUCUCUCCAAUCCUUCCUUCCACAACGGCUGUGCAAUGUAAGAAAAGGGUUCACCAUAAGAGGCUCCCGUUACAGAACAGACAGAGAUGGACAGCUCUUAGUAACCAGAAGACUUGGGACAACUGAAGACAGCGCUGUAGCCCUGACUGGUAAGAAAGAAACAAUGUAAAAAAAGCAUGUUUUUAUAUACUCCAUUAAUCCAAUACUUCGGGGAUAGGCAAGCUAAAAUCCUAUUCUGCUGAACGCCAACUACCAUAACUCCUGACUACUCACACAUUGCCUAACUGAAUAAUACAAUAUGAUACUAUAAUACUAUAUUGCUUUACUUACAUGCGUACGAAUUCUGUACAAUUUGUUGCAGGCUCUCAGGCCCUUCGAAUACCUGCUGGCACGGGUGACGCAUGCUUGGUGCUUCUGGCCUUUGCAUCUUGGGCUGUGAAAUCUUCAGACUUGCAGUCGUCAGAUGGUUGGAAAACAGGUCUGUGCAAUUUGUUACUGGCCCCAUCUUCAUACCUGUACUAUUCGCAGUUAUUGACCACAAUACACUCCACUCUUGCAUUACCUACUAUUACUGACCACAACCUCCAGACCCUGUUUUACCCAGUGUUACAGACAGCCAACAUCCACCCCUCUUUAACCAGUGUUAUAGACCCCCAACCUUCACCCUGCUUUACCCAACAUUACAGACCCCCAAAGCCAAACCUGUUACAGACCACCAAAGCCCAACCUCCUUUACCCCAUAUUACAGAUCCGAUCUUUCAGCCCACUUUACCCAGUGUUACAGACCCCCCAACCUCCACCCUGCUUUACAGACCACAACCUUCAGCCUUCUUUACCCAGCAUUACAGACCCCCAAUGUUCAACCCGUUUUACCCCUUGUUACAGACUCCCCCAACCUCCAAAAAAGGGGACAGAUAAAUGAGAAUGUUACAGUGCAAAUAGUGCAGGCAAGCCACUGAAAAAUGGGAAAACACUCCAUGAAUCCCUCUGAUAAAAGCCAAGUGUAAAACUGUAUAAAAACACAAGUGCAAAUACACAGGUGAAAAUACAGUGCAGGGCGCCACAGGCACAAUAUAUAUAGUGGUUAUCGUUACCAACAAUGUUAAAUUGGAGAUCAAACUCACAUAUUAUUAUUAUUAUUAUUAUGAUAUUUAUAGAGCGCCGUCAAAUUCCGCAGCGCUUUACAAUGGGUGGACGAACAGACAUGUAGUUGUAACCAGACCAGUUGGACACACAGGAACAGAGGGGUUGAGGGCCCUGCUCAAUGAGCUUACAUGCCAGAGGAAGUGGGGUAAAAUGACACAAAAAGGUAAGGAUAUACAUAUAAGAGAUAAAUAAAAAGAUCAUAAUGCAAAACUUUAAUAUACACAGAUAAAAGAAAAUUGGGAACACUCACAAAUAAAGUAGCACAAUUGAAAUGAAUCAAUAUGUGCACAAGUGCUUGUAGCCUCAAAAUAGGCUUAAUCCCCAGGAUUAACAGUCAGCUGGUGAAGUAGCACUUCCUUCUCAAAUAGUCAGGAAGCACAGAGUCCAGAUCUCAGGUACUGCUGGGCUGGAGUCCUUCUGGGGUAAUGCUCAACGCGUUUCGUCUAAUUCUCGACUUCCUCAGGAGCUUGUAAAACCCUGCUUUAACCAAGCAUUACAGACCCCCAAUGUCCAACCUGCUUUACCCCGUGUGACAGACUCCCCAACCCCCACCCUGCUUUACCAGCAUUACAGACCCCAACUUUCAGCCUACUUUACCCAGCAUUACAGACCCCCAAUACCCAACCAGUUUUAACCCGUAUUACAGACCCCCCAACUUCCACCUUGCUUUACCCAGUGUUAGAGACCCCCCUACCCCCUACCCCCACCCUGCUUUACCAGCAUUACAGACCCCAACUUUCAGCUUACUUUACCCAGCAUUACAGACCCCCAAUACCCAACCAGUUGUAACCCGUAUUACAGACCCCCCAACCUCCACCUUGCUUUACCCAGUGUUAGAGACCUCCAGUCCCCAACCUGCUUUACCCCAUGUUACAGACCCCCCCUACCCCCACCCUGCUUUACCCAGCGUUAGAGACCUCCAAUACCCAACCUGCUUUACCUCAUGUUACAGACCACUAACCUCCACCCCGCUUUACCCAGUGUUACAGACCACUAACCUCCACCCCGCUUUACCCAGUGUUACAGACCACUAACCUCUACCAUGUUUUACCCAGUGUUACAGACCACUAACCUCUACCAUGUUUUAUCCAGUGUUACAGAUCCCUUAACUUUUAGCCUAGUUUACCCAGCAUUACAGACCACCAAUCCACAACCUGCUUUACCCCGUGUUACAGACCACCAACCUCCAGCCUGCUUUACCCAGUGUUACAGACAAUUUUUAUAGCAUCAUGCACUUUUAUGCAGUGGAAAAAUGUGGGAUCACCUUAUCUGUGCAAAUAUAGCAGGGAAAAAGUAUACCCAUCCAUACACCCUGGUAGUGAUUCAGACAGUGAUAAUGGGGGCUCGGCGUGUACAUAGAUCAAUAUAAGGAGGUCCUUGCACCAGAAAAAUGAUAAUUUCAUAAAAGGCAUGAGAAGGAAAUUCUGUGUUCUAGAUAUCUAGAUAGCAUUGGGGUUUUUUUAGAUUUGAAUUACUUUAGGCAGGUAGAGCCAAGGACGCUGUAGUCAUGAGAACAACUACAGCUUACUUACUUUGAUCUGAUGAGUAUACUCAUUCUCUUCAGGCAACACUGUCUUUUUAGAGAAAAUGCAGUGUUUACAUUACAGCAUAGGGAUAACUCCACUGGCCACUCCUCAGAUAGCUCUUAGAGGUGCUUUCCUAGGCCACUGCCAUUCGGUGUCUCCACUCUCUGCAUGGAGAAACUGAACUUUUUUCGUAAAGCUGCAUUGAUUCAAUGUUUCUCUAUGAGGAGAUGCUGAUUGGCCAGGGCUGUGUUUGACUCAUGCUGGUUUUGCCCCUGAUCUGCCUCCUUAACAAGCUCAGCCAAUCCAAUUAUUUCCUAUGUGAAAGCAUCGUGAUUGGCUUUGAAUAACACUUCUGAUGAUUUCAGCCAAGCAACUGAUCAGGGCAGAGACAGCAGCAGCAGACUGGAACAAAAGGAAGAUUUUACUAUAUUUAGGGGAGAAAGGAGGUGCCAGGGGGGCUAGAUGGUGUUUUUAACACUCUAGGCUCAAGAAUACAUGUUUGUGUUCUGGACCCUAUAGAGUUCCUUUAAGUAAAAUUAAAAAGUAUAUUUGCAUUUAGCUUGAGUACAGUUUUUGCAUAACAUUAAAUGCUUCUUAACCAGGAAUUGUGUGAUUGUUCUUGAAAGUUGUGGUAUGUUAGAACCGUUACUGAAUGCCAGCUUACUACACUGCCGUAAUAUGUUAAAGUGAACCUGCCCGCGUCAAAUCAUUAUCCCAGUCUCAAGCAAGGGGCAGAGGAGUGAAGUGUAAAAUGACAAGGAGUCAGAUACCUUUUAGAGAGUGCGCAUUCUGACAGGUCAGUGGCCUCUUUCAACAGGAUAAUUCACCCUUCCACAAUGCAAAAAAUGGUUUGAGGGACACAACAAAGAGUUCAGAAUGUUGCCUUGGCCUCCAAAUUCCCCAAAUCUGAAUACAAUUGAGGAUCUGUGGGAGGUGCUGGAACAACAAAUCCUAUUCAUGGAGGCCCCACCUCGCAACUUGCAGGACUUAAAUGCUCAUAUCACAGGACACACUCAAAGGUCUUGUAGAGUCUAUGCCUCAAUCCAGCAGACCUGUUCUGCUAGCACGAAGAGGGGUGGGGGGUGAACUACAAAAUAUUAUUAAUAAUAUUAGUUCAUGAACUUGCUAUAACCUGUAUAAACAUCUUUUUUUGAAGUGAUAUUUUUAAUUUUAUUUUUGUGAACUAUUUUUGUUCAAUGUGAUUUAUAUUAGAAUUGCUGGACAGUUGUAUAGUAAUCAUUAAUAGUUGUUUACAGGAGUUGUUCUAAUUAUGUGUCGUUUUUAUCUUCCAGCACUGUUGGCCAACAUUGGAGCUGUCUCUGCCAUUCGAUAUUUACGAAGAAAUUCUAGAAGGUGCUUGCAGGAAUCUCCCUCGCCAUCGGGAGAAGGACCCUGAUGUAAACAUGUUUUGUUACUUCCUAAGGAUCAUGAGCUAGGUGAUCCCAGGUCCAAUGGGAUUCAGCAUUAGGAUGGCUUUUGCAUGUCGAUAUGUCUUUAUAGCUCUUGAACCAUUCGAUGAACUAGUACAAUGCUACUAUAAGUUGAAUGUCUCCUCAUAACGUAGACACAGAGUUACUACAAACAAGGAAUCCACAGUUACUGGACAAACCCAGGAAACAAAGAGUGUUCUAAAGGUACAGAACGUGAGUUAGAUGGCUAUGCUCAUGUAGUGAAAAGUGACACCAGAAACAAGUUAAAUGGAGUUAACUAAUGAGUUCCUUAAAAAAGCAAAGGACUGGAAGUCAGACUUUAUGGAAAUUUGAAAGAUCUUGUUAUGAUAUUAGGAUCAAUUUGUUAUUAACAUCUCGUCCUACUGUAUUUAUGUUGUGUAUUCAAUAAAGAACGCGGCAACCGACACCUGGAGGCUCAGUAGGAAUUUAGUGAAAACAGAAGUGAAUUAUAUAUUGCAAUGUUUACGCCAUAAGAGAAGCCAUGGCAUUUAAUAAAUCAUCCCUGAUUUACAUCCUGGUGGCCAGACUGGACCUAACAUUAUUGUGUCUCCACUUAUCUUGUAAUUCCUGAUUCUCAUCUGCUGCCAAAGCUAAGUGUAAAGAGUCAUAAAGUAGGAAUCAUAAAUCUCUGCUCUGUGGUUAGGCACCAGAUGUACCUUAACAAAGCAAGCCUGUUUUGUAAGGUGUUUAUGUCUUUUAUUUAAAAACAAGGUUGUUCCGUGAAGUUGAGCUGCUGAGAUGGCACUUUGCAUGAG
Pelobates cultripes (western spadefoot toad) is the source of this 10341-nucleotide messenger RNA. The record is from the annotation of a GenBank genome assembly. NCBI's taxonomy places the organism in Eukaryota, Metazoa, Chordata, Amphibia, Anura, Pelobatidae.